Funneliformis geosporum is the source of this 553-nucleotide messenger RNA. NCBI's taxonomy places the organism in Eukaryota, Fungi, Glomeromycota, Glomeromycetes, Glomerales, Glomeraceae. The record is from the annotation of a GenBank genome assembly.
AUGAAACAAAAAAUUAAUUAUGAAUUACUUGCAGAAUCAACCACAUCACUUAUAGAUGAUGAUCCAAAAAAUUGGUCUCCAAAAAAAAAAAGGAAUUUGUUAAUUUUAUUAUCUAUCACAAGUGUAAUAGGAUCUCUAGGAAACUCUUCGUUUUACCCGGCGAUAUUGAUUGUACGAGAAGAUCUAAGAACUACUGAGACGCUAGUGAACACUGCCGUCGCGUCAUAUCUGUAUGUUAACGGAAUUGCGCCACUAUUUUGGGCGUCAUAUUCUGAUUUACAAGGAACAAGAAGAAAAGUAUUGUUAUUUGAUGCAUUUUUAAUAAUACUGAUGAGUAUUGGAUGUGCAUUGUCAAAGAAUAUAUAUUGGUUAAUGAUAUUUCGUACACUUCAAUCCUUUUCUGCUUCAGCCAUUCAAUGUCUUUCGAUUGGAACGCUUAGUGAUAUAUACAACGCAACCGAAAGAGGAAAUGCGAUUGGAAUCUUUUAUCUUGGAUUUUUCAUUGGUCCAGUAAUUGGACCACCGAUAGGAGGAUUCCUAACCCAAUACAUCA